Neofelis nebulosa (Clouded leopard) is the source of this 3855-nucleotide messenger RNA. It is a transcript of the gene SLC6A15, whose product is annotated as solute carrier family 6 member 15. Bases 683 to 2872 code for a protein of 729 amino acids. The record is from RefSeq and is a predicted model, not a curated record. NCBI's taxonomy places the organism in Eukaryota, Metazoa, Chordata, Mammalia, Carnivora, Felidae. The transcript is spliced from 12 exons. Gene Ontology annotation, cellular component: plasma membrane. Gene Ontology annotation, biological process: sodium ion transmembrane transport; L-leucine transport. Gene Ontology annotation, molecular function: proline:sodium symporter activity.
CGGCCCAUCCCGGGGCGCAGGGUGGACGCGGCUGGGCAGCCGCAGCGGCCUCUGCGUCAAGGAGCGGCGGGGCGGGGAGGUGCGGCGCCCAGCCGGACGACCUGGCUCCCUUCCCCCGCGGCGCCCGCAGCCUCCCCCUCUCCCCCGCAGCGGGUCGGCGGCCGCAGCGCGGGCGGGCCGGGCACGUGGGCGCCUCCGUCACACCCUCACUCACACCCUCACACACACCCGCGCGCACGCACCCGCGCGCCUGCAUCUCGUGCUCCUUCCCUGGCCGAAACACCGGCGCUCGCUAGUCCCUCGCAGCCAGCCCGCCGGGCAGCGACACCCCCACCGCCCGGCUCCAGCCCAGCCCCAGGGCCCGCCCGAGGCCAGCGGCUGCUUCUCUCUGGACAGCUCCUUCGCGGCCUCUGUCGCAGCCACUUGGACCCGACCCUUUGGCCACUGCCCCUGCUGUCGGGACGUGGGAGAAGCGAGAGGCGCCGGGUGGAGACACGGGAACGGUACCUGUAGAAUAUUGGACAUUCAGAUCCAGGAUCCAUUAAGACUCUAUCACCUUGAAAAAAGGAUUUAAUUGAUACCCUCCUCCAUCUUUUAUUCAUAUCAAUUAACAUUUUUCAAAAAAAAAUUAAAAAUUCACCAUAAGGGAAUUUUUAAAAAAUAAUACUACCCACAUUUUCCAAUGCCGAAGAAUAGCAAGGUGGUAAAAAGAGAAUUAGAUGAUGAAGUUAUUGAGUCUGUCAAAGACCUUCUUUCCAAUGAAGACUCAGCUGAUGAUGCUUUUAAGAAGAGUGAACUAAUUGUUGAUGUUCAGGAGGAAAAAGAUAUAGAUGUUGAAGAGGAAUCAGAAGUUGAAGAUGAAAGACCAGCUUGGAACAGCAAACUACAAUACAUCCUGGCCCAAGUUGGAUUUUCUGUGGGUUUAGGAAAUGUGUGGCGAUUCCCAUACCUAUGUCAGAAGAACGGAGGUGGUGCAUAUCUUUUGCCGUAUUUAAUACUGCUUCUGGUAAUAGGUAUUCCCCUUUUUUUCCUGGAACUUUCUGUGGGUCAGAGAAUUCGGCGAGGAAGCAUUGGUGUAUGGAAUUACAUAAGCCCUAAACUGGGUGGCAUUGGAUUUGCAAGUUGUGUAGUGUGCUUUUUUGUGGCUCUCUACUACAAUGUCAUCAUUGGCUGGAGUUUGUUUUAUUUUUCUCAGUCUUUUCAGCAACCUCUACCUUGGGAUCAAUGUCCUUUGGUGAAAAAUGCUUCACACACUUUCGUAGAGCCGGAAUGUGAAAAAAGUUCUGCCACCACCUAUUACUGGUAUAGAGAAGCCCUGAAUAUUUCCAGUUCCAUUUCUGAAAGUGGGGGCUUAAACUGGAAGAUGACCGUCUGCUUGCUGGCCGCCUGGGUUGUAGUUUGCUUGGCUAUGAUCAAAGGCAUUCAAUCUUCUGGAAAAAUCAUGUAUUUUAGUUCUCUUUUCCCAUAUGUGGUACUUAUAUGCUUCCUAAUCAGAGCACUCCUUUUAAAUGGUUCAAUUGAUGGCAUCCGCCACAUGUUUACCCCUAAGCUUGAAAUGAUGCUGGAGCCCAAGGUCUGGAGAGAAGCUGCCACCCAGGUGUUCUUUGCCUUAGGGCUGGGGUUUGGUGGCGUCAUCGCCUUUUCAAGCUACAACAAAAGAGACAACAAUUGCCACUUCGAUGCUGUCCUGGUGUCCUUCAUUAAUUUUUUUACAUCUGUCCUGGCAACAUUGGUGGUGUUUGCAGUUCUGGGCUUCAAAGCAAAUGUCAUAAAUGAGAAAUGCAUCGCAGAAAAUUCGAAAAUGAUCGUAAAAUUUUUGAGAAUGGGCAACAUUAGUCAGGAUAUUAUUCCUCAUCAUAUCAACCUGUCAGCUGUUACUGCAGAAGAUUAUCAUUUAGUUUAUGACAUCAUUCAAAAAGUGAAAGAAGAAGAGUUUCCUGCUCUUCAUCUCAAUUCCUGUCAAAUUGAGGAUGAGCUAAAUAAAGCUGUUCAGGGGACUGGCUUAGCUUUUAUUGCCUUUACGGAAGCAAUGACACAUUUCCCUGCAUCUCCCUUCUGGUCAGUGAUGUUCUUCCUCAUGCUCGUCAAUCUAGGGCUUGGCAGCAUGUUUGGAACCAUUGAAGGGAUCAUCACACCUGUUGUGGACACUUUCAAAGUGAGGAAAGAAAUUCUUACUGUUAUCUGUUGUCUUCUGGCAUUUUGUAUUGGCCUGAUAUUUGUGCAACGUUCUGGAAAUUACUUCGUUACAAUGUUUGAUGAUUAUUCUGCUACACUGCCUCUGCUAAUUGUAGUCAUUUUGGAGAAUAUUGCUGUAUCCUUUGUUUAUGGCAUAGAUAAGUUUAUGGAAGACCUGAAAGAUAUGCUGGGCUUUGCUCCCAACAGAUAUUACUACUAUAUGUGGAAAUAUAUUUCUCCUCUAAUGCUAUUAUCACUGCUAAUAGCUAGUGUUGUGAAUAUGGGAUUAAGUCCUCCUGGCUAUAAUGCAUGGAUUGAAGAUAAGGCAUCUGAAGAAUUUCUGAGCUAUCCAACCUGGGGAAUGGUUGUCUGUAUCUUGCUGAUGGUCCUGGCAAUACUCCCUGUCCCAGCUGUCUUCGUCAUUCGUCGCUGCAACCUGAUAGACAAUAGCUCUGGCAAUUUAGCAUCUGUGACCUAUAAGAGAGGAAGGGUCCUGAAAGAGCCUGUAAACUUAGAGGGAGAUGAUGCAAGCCUCAUUCAUGGAAAGAUACCCAGCGAGAUGUCAUCUCCAAAUUUUGGUAAAAAUAUUUAUCGAAAACAGAGUGGAUCACCAACUCUGGAUACUGCUCCCAAUGGACGAUAUGGAAUAGGGUACUUAAUGGCAGAUAUGCCGGACAUGCCAGAAUCCGACUUGUAGCCAGGGGGAAAACGUCAGCGGGUUCUAUUUGGUUCAUUUGUAUGAAUGAACAUGGGCUCUACUAAGAGAAGCAUUGGGCUUCACUUAUCAGAGGGUGAUCUCAGGUGUUCCUUGGCUGUGAUCUUUAAUCCUAAGUACAUGUAAAUUCAACUAGAGCAUUCCUUCAGAUUCUUUGGUUUACAUUUGCGCAGAAAGAGUUACAGAUAAAGCUUAUAGUGACUGAGGUCCAUGUGUGUCAGAAUUUUUAAAAAUACUUUUGGUGUUUUUUCAAGCAUUUCUAUCUCAAAAAAAAAAACAGGUGUUACCUCAGUUUGUAAUGAUUUCUGGUUUAAUAGUAUUGGCAAUUCAAAAAUGGUAUAAUUUAAAAUGUAUAAGUUUGCCUUCAGGGUAAAUCCCAGUAUUAAAAAAACAUUUCUGUAAGUUGGUGCCUCUAAGCACAUUUCCAUGAACAUAUUGUGUAGAUAGGCUGUACUUAUUUUGGUAGCAUUGAUACCUUCUUAGACAAUUAACUGAAGAAGACUGCAAAUAUUUUCUUAUGUAAUAGCUGUAUAGAGCAAUAGUAUCAAAGAAUAAGAAGGCACUAAUGCUGGAUGACAGUUUAGAUUCAGAGGUGACUGGGGAUCAUGUGCUCGAUGGCUGUAUAUUUUGUGUAAAAUAUGUGUGUGAAAGUGAUCUAAGAAUGAGUCACUCAGCGCUCUCAAGAAUUAUGCAGAUUCUGCAUUUUCCUAUGCCGUGUGCCUAAAAACCUACUUGAUAUUUAUUGUGGUUUCAAGAUUACUCAUAGUAUAUUUAUAUAUACUUGCAAUGUAUAUAUGUAUAUUAGUACUCUAAGUACUGAUUUGAAAACUUGAAGCAAGAUGGCAUUUUAUUUCAUAUCUUUCUGUUUUGCUUCUGUUUUAUGCAAAUAUAAAUCCUUUUUUAAGUGAUUGUUAAGAUUGUAUGGCAUUACAUUUUAAGCUACAAAUAAAUGAAGUUAAAAAUGA